Messenger RNA from Vitrella brassicaformis, 2063 nucleotides. NCBI's taxonomy places the organism in Eukaryota, Vitrellaceae. The record is from the annotation of a GenBank genome assembly.
AUGGGAGCUUCUUCUUCUGCUGCUGCUGCGCCUCAGGCAGAGGUGAGUCAAAGCACAACAAACACACACACUCAUCGAUGUGUCAGAGCAUCACUGACACAUUCGUUCGCUGGUUUGAUUGAUGUUCGGUUCGUCAGGCAAUGCCAUCCCCGACGCCGUGCCGUUACAAAGAGGGCAGUCGUGUGCAGAUGGUGACCAGCAAGCGGGAGAAGGGCAAGCAGAGGUGGGUCAAGGCCGACGUGUAUCGCAUUGAGGAGGGCAGUAGUGGACGGACGGCGCUUCACUUGAGGGAGGUGGGCGGACACCGGGAAGAGUUCAAAGUGCUGGUGCCGCACAACGAGACCAAGACAUCACCGCAUGGCCAACAGGUAUACGUGACGUCCACACGUCCACUCAAUCACCGCACUUGUGGGGUGGCACGCCCAGGCGCAUGGCGGCUUCCGCCUCACUCACAAGAACUUAGCUGAUCAGGAUGAUAACACAACGGUACUCACACACAGCGACACUCGUGACGCGGCUCACUCUCAUGCUGGCUGCUCUCGCUGACUCAGGCCCUUCGUGGUCUUGGCGACGACCAUCUGUCUUGUGUCUUCAGCCUCAUGACCCCUCGCGAGCUGUCAGCCCUCCCAACCCUCUCCAAGCAGUGGCCGCAAGUCCGCAAGGGGGCCCUUCGCCAGCAGACGCACAUCGCCAUCGACUCUUCUACCGAGGACGCCCGCCAAUUCUGGGACAACAUGACGCCUGAGGAGGCCUUCCAGCUCGGCAAAAAGCUCGUCAACCUGACGGCCCUCACCCUCGUCCAGCCACGCCACGAGCGCUCAUGGUGUCUGCGCAGCAUGAUAUGCAUCGUGGAGGGCCAUGCGGCCGGACGUCGGGAGGCGUGCGAGACGAAGGGACAGCAGCACAUGUCGAAGGGAUCGCUGGAGACCGUCGAAUUGACUACCACCAGCACUACCACCACCAGCAACAGCUCCCCGCCCUUCCAGCUUUCUCCCCUCACCGAGCCCCCGACCCUCCAUGCCCUCAGGGCCGUAUCUGGUGCCGUCCGACAGCACAGUAUCCUUGCCUACAGGGGCUGACGCAUGCCUGCACUCGAGAGUGUGGAGCUGUGGGGGGGUGAUGCCGACGACCUGGGCCGAUUAAUCAGCUCGUCUCAGUCGCUGAAAGAGGUUGGGGGGCGUCGGCGGUCAUGGGAGUGGUGGGCGGCUGUGUUUGAGCACUUUCCUGUCGCAUCCGCCGGGCAGCCAGGGCCGCUCAGACACCUCCAGACCAUCGGAGGGAUCACAUGGGCCCACAAGGACGAGGGACAAGUGAGGCGACUGCAGGUAGGCAACCAUCACCCAGGGGAGGCCUCAUCUGUCUGUGCGCACACACACGAAUGACGUCAUUUUCUCUUUGUUUCUUUCUAGGAUGUGCUCUCAUCGCGUGGCUGCCGCAGGUCGCUGACAAGGCUCGACGUGGAGAUCGCAGCAUUCGAGGACCACGACACCCUCUCUGCCCUGCUUGCUGUCGACGGCUUCAUCAACACAUGUUGCGUCUCGCCAGACGUGCCGCUCAAGGUGACUGGUGCACCAGGUGACUUCGAGCUGUCGCUCCUCUACGCCGACGCAUUCCCCCCUCGCCCCUCGCCCUUCAUCAAGACGGCCAUCAAGGAUGCGGCACGACAGGCGAUAGCCGUGACCUACAGCCUCAGCCAGCAUGACCUCACCCACCCUCUUGACGACCCCAGCCAGGCGGCCGUCGAGAUGGCAUCGAGCCUCUCAUUCGACAAGGCGGAGUAUGUGGUGGUUUGCGAUGCCAUUAGCUUCGUCCCCCCACCAGGCACCCCCCCACCCACCCCCGCCAUCAUCAACCACCUGCAGCAGCUCCCGGGGGCGAGAGAUCUGGAUGUCUACAGCGCUGUGGGCGUUGCUGCUGGCCGGCUGUUGGCACAGAAGAUGCCCAUGCAGGUGGGGCGUGUGUGCUUUGGCGCAGCUGUCAGUGCGCAGGACAGGAUCGGCGUGCUGGAGGCGCUGGGGGAGAGGGUGGCGGUGGGAAAUGUCCUACGGUCAGUCUCACUCUGA